Hymenoscyphus albidus is the source of this 1342-nucleotide messenger RNA. NCBI's taxonomy places the organism in Eukaryota, Fungi, Ascomycota, Leotiomycetes, Helotiales, Helotiaceae. The record is from the annotation of a GenBank genome assembly.
AGCAAACCUCGCUAUCCACCGAAAGCCAAUCCAAAAAAAUGUUUCCCUCAUACCCACUCACCUCGCUUCUCCUGCAAAUCGCGUACUUAACAACAACCCGCGCAGCAGACAUCAAAGGAUCACCCAACGGCGGACGCCAUAAUCCUUCGAAGGUCCGGCGGCUUCGCAACAGGAGGAGAGGUCCUCGCAGCGCCCGAGGAUCCCGGCCAAACGCUCUCGUGCAGCCAUGGCUAUGUGGAAUUCUUCACGCCGUGGAGAGUUCGACGGACGUCUCUGGUGAUGUGGCAUUCGUCGUCGACGCAGCAUUUUCAGAAUCGUUGGGAUGGUGGGGAUGGGUUUAAGGAUAUGUUUUUGAGGAGAGAGUACCCUGUGUUUUUGUGGGAUGGACCGGUAUGUAGAGCUCUUGGUAAUCUUACGGUGCUUUUGUUUUCUCUGAAUUUAUUUUAGCACUCCUGGCCCUUUGAUGAGAUGGGCAAAGGGAUUGUUCAUGGGCUUUCGAAUUACGUCCCAAAACGUCGAAUCUCUGUCAAAGAAAAGAAACUAACCGUCGACAUCUCCAAAACAGGGAAUCGGCCGAGCAAACUAUGGCUGUGAAGAAGUGACCUAUUCCGCAUGCUACAACGACAUAGAAACCUUCCAUUCCUUGAACUUCGGACCAUCAGCACAAUUCAAUCCCGCCAGCGGGGGCGUAGUACUCGCUCAAGGCAAGCUCUGGUGGAGCGAUUCCCAGUUCCCCGUCGAUGAUCUAGCAGCCUGGAAUCAAGCAGCAAGAGCUAGAUACCAAGACUUCAACGCGGAUGAGGACUUGCAACUCCAAGCCCAAGCCGCUGCCGUAGCUGCAGAUUCGGGAAGGCUGGGAACCGAUAUCGUUUAUCUGACCCAUUCCUAUGCCGGACCCGGGGCUUUGAUGGCGGUGAUGAAGAGCAAGAAGGAGAAUAUCAAGGGUGUAGUCCUUUAUGAAACUUCCGGGGUGGUGUAUCCUGAGGGUGCACAAGUAAAUGCUACUCUCAACCCUUCCUUCGUGCCCGUUGACAACUUCAAGAACUUGGCGAAACUCAAGGCCGUACAGUUUGUUUGGGGGGAUCAUAAGGUGGGGAAUUUGGACAGUUCAUCUGAGCAACUCCAAGCGGUUGCGGGGUCAUAUAUUGUUGCGGACCUGAUCAAUAAACUUGGAGGAAACGCUGAGGUUAUCGUUCUGCCACAGACUGAUGUGGGAAGGGGAAAUACGAAUGUCCCGUUUGCUGGUAUGAAUAAUGCAAAGGUGGCUGAUUUGUUGGAUAAGCUUUUGGAGAAGAAUAAGUUGGAUGAGUGUGAGAGUAAACCGGACCUUUGGGGGUGUUGA